AAAUGGGACGGGGGGCGGCCGCGACUCUAGGUGCAACGCACACGGGCGGCCACGAAUUUCCGGUGCCACCCUCUGCGACGCGCCAAGCUGCGCUGCGGUGAUCCAUGAUUGCGUCGCAGCACGCACUGGGCUGGCGUAAGCAUCCGCAGCUGCAAGCACCCGAGAUGAAACGGACCGCUUCUCAGUCUCACGCUCCCGCCCAGCCCAAGCGAGCCCUACCCCGGAGCGCAUCAAACCGCCGCCAACCUCGCGACGCCUCUGCGCUGGACCCUACGAUAAUUUCCGCGGGCGGAGAAGCGACUCCUUCAUUUCCCCUGCGCAUCAGUCGAGCUCGUUCGCUCGGCCCGCGUCCAUGGGCGAGGCUACGCGCGAACGCGCUGGGUGCCCCCCACGCCCCGUUCGUCCCGCGCACCACCACCAUCCAUAUCGUCGUCAUAUGUCGCCGUGUGCUGCCUCCCGACCCGCGCUGGACGCCUUCUGAAGCUCUCGUCCGUAGCCUCCCUACCGCUCCCGCCUUUUUCUCCUGACACACGACAGCACGGCUUGCCCUCAGGCCGCUGCAUACCCGGCCGUGGAUCGCUGCGAGAAACGGCCUCAAAACGCCCGCCCCAGGCUCCGUUGCCGCCAUCAUCUGCAGCGAUCAUAGCAAACAGUGGAUCGGCCCCUGCGUCACGGCCCAGGGCCAGCCUAUCCGGCUGGCCUCAGCACCGCGGGCGUCGUG
Aplosporella prunicola CBS 121167 is the source of this 721-nucleotide messenger RNA. RefSeq lists its product as uncharacterized. The coding region runs from base 105 to 527 and encodes 140 amino acids. NCBI's taxonomy places the organism in Eukaryota, Fungi, Ascomycota, Dothideomycetes, Botryosphaeriales, Aplosporellaceae. The transcript has a single exon. The record is from RefSeq and is a predicted model, not a curated record.